CAGUCAUCACCCAUGUCCCAUGCAUGCUCUGAUGUACACGUUGCUGAUGCUUGAAGCAUCUCCAAAGUCCAAAGUCCAAAGUCCAAACCAAACCAUUGCCCUCCCACCACACAGGACAGUGAGUCCUGGACCUACUGAGAGAAAAAAAAGGCUUAACACAUCGACCCACAUGCAUGCUCGUCCUUCGCCCACACUAGCCAGUGCCAGUCCAGCGCUCGAGCACGAUGACGAGCCCCGUGAUCGCGCGGAAGGCCAAGCUCCGGAACCACCUCGUGUCCGCCAAGGCGAAGCUCAAGCACCACGUCACCCCGCGCCGCCUCGUCCUCCUCGCCGCCGCGGGGUGCUCCGUCUUCCUCGUCCUCCUCACCCUCCGCACCCUCCACUCCGCCGCCAGAGCAGGCGACGAAACUAUCAAGGCCGCCGCCGCAGCCUCCACGCCCGCUGCCGGCGCCGGCGCCGCCCAGCACGCUCAGCAGCCGCAGCCGCAGCAGCAGCAGCGCGAGUGCGCGAAGCUUCCCGCGUCCGUGACCGGGGCGCUGGUCCACUACGCGACGUCCAACGAGACGCCGCGGCAGACGGAGGCCGAGGCCGGCGCGGCCGCGCGCGUGCUGGCGGGGCGCGCGCCGUGCAACCUCCUCGUGUUCGGGCUGGGGCCCGACGCCGCGCUCUGGGCGGCGCUCAACCACGGCGGGCGCACGCUGUUCCUGGAGGCGGACGCGGGCCGGAUCGCCGCCGCCCGCGCCGCGCACCCGGCCGGCGUCGACGACCUCGAGGCCCACCUCGUCGCCUACCACGACCACCAGCACGCCUCCGCCACGGUCUCUGGCGACGGCCUCCUCGCCCUUGUCCGCAACUCCUCCGACUGCGCCGCCGCCUCCCCGCCGAAGCCGCUCUCGCCGGACCACCUGGAGCGGUCGCCGUGCGCGCUGGCGCCGCGGGGCCUGCCGCCGGCGUUCUACGAGGCCGAGUGGGACGUGAUCAUGGUGGGCGCGCCGGUGCCGGGCGCCAUAUACACGGCCGGCGUGGCGGCGCGGGCGCGGCGGCCGGGGACAGGGGAGACGGACGUGCUGGUCCACGGCGUGGACGGCGCGGCGGAGGAGAGCUUCGCGAGAGCGUUCUUGUGCGAAGGGUACAUCAAGGAGGAGGCUGGCAGGCUCCGGCACUUCGCCAUCCCGAGCCACAGGGACAAGGAAGCCAUGCCGUUCUGCCCUUGAGAUGAUGAUCGUCGAUAUGCUGAUGAUGUUAAUUACAGGGGCUAUUAAAGAAAAAAAGAGAGAGAGACAUCCAUAACAUUAAUUUUGAAUUUCAUAAUCUCAUCUUGUGGAACAACUUUUGACGCUACGUGAUGUGUAUGAGAUUUCACAAUUAGAUUUUUGUAGUUUUGUCAAUGUUUCUGUAUACCACUGGGGAAUGGGAUAUGGAGCCAUGAACUCCAGGACGAGAGAAUGAACAUUCUAUAAAGCCUACUACAGUGUA
This is a messenger RNA of Panicum hallii, 1476 nucleotides long. RefSeq names its product glucuronoxylan 4-O-methyltransferase 2-like. NCBI's taxonomy places the organism in Eukaryota, Viridiplantae, Streptophyta, Magnoliopsida, Poales, Poaceae. The record is from RefSeq and is a predicted model, not a curated record. Gene Ontology annotation, biological process: xylan biosynthetic process. Bases 225 to 1214 code for a protein of 329 amino acids. The transcript has a single exon.